Messenger RNA from Scatophagus argus, 2902 nucleotides. RefSeq names its product G-protein coupled receptor family C group 5 member C-like. Gene Ontology annotation, molecular function: G protein-coupled receptor activity; protein kinase activator activity. NCBI's taxonomy places the organism in Eukaryota, Metazoa, Chordata, Actinopteri, Scatophagidae. Bases 676 to 1851 code for a protein of 391 amino acids. The transcript has 4 exons. Gene Ontology annotation, biological process: G protein-coupled receptor signaling pathway. The record is from RefSeq and is a predicted model, not a curated record. Gene Ontology annotation, cellular component: signaling receptor complex; extracellular exosome; plasma membrane.
UACAAGCGAAGGACCUGAAUACCUGUCGAGCCACUGCACAAAACUGAUCUAAUCAUUAACCCCGUGAAAGCCAUUAAUCAUCAAUGCGUUUGAAAUCAAAGUCUGUGCAUGUCAAACGGGUCACAGCUCUGACCGUGUUGCACCGCCUGCACGGUGGAAACGUGUGACCUGAGAGAUGAGUGGACCCUUUGUUUGGAUGUAAGCUGCCUGACACAAAUAAGUAGGUUCGACAGCCUACCUAAUCUCCCAGAAUAUGCAAAACUGCAAACACACCAGGAAGGCCGGUUUAAAAAGCCGUUAGAGAAAGUAUCCACAUUCACAGAACAGUAACAACUGCGCAGGACGACUGCUUGGAGGAGACUGCAUCAGUCCAUUAAUUAUAACAUGGUUCAGUAACAACAGAUAAGGAGGGGGCAGAUGGAGGACUGUCCGUGAUCCCGCCCGGAAACAAAGAACCGUGGAUCCAUUCAGUGAACGUUUGAAACUGGUCGAAUCGCCUAUCAGGAGCUUGAUAAUACAAGAAAUAAGAAAGAGUAAGCAACACUCCGGGCAAGGAUUUGGUUUUUGUUUUUCUCGGGUGAGUUUUAAGUCCUCGCAGUAAAUACGAGUCACCUGUUGGAGCGGCGCCUCACGGUCUGCAGUCCAGGAUUAAUAAAUAAAAUCUGCAGUGAAGUCAUGGCCAGUGCUCCAAAGGGAUGUGGCCCCAGUAUGAGCUCCAUAUAUUACAACCUGUGUGACCUGACUACAGUGUGGGGGGUCGUGGUGGAGUCCAUCGCUGCUGCAGGGGUGGUGACUUCUUUUGUCCUGUUUGUUGUCCUCAUGGCUUCAUUACCAUUUGUGACAGACAAGAAGAGAAAGGCUAUGGUGGCCCUGCAGGCGGGCAUUUUGAUCUUUACUCUUGGACUCUUUGGACUCACUUUUGCCUUCAUUGUGGGUCGGUACUCCACCAGCUGUGCUGCACGAAGGUUCCUCUUUGGAGUACUGUUCUCAGGCUGCCUAGCCUGCCUCCUGAUGCACGGUUUGUGGCUCGCCCUGCUGGAGCGGCGAGGUCGGGGACCCAGGAGCUGGAUGUUAUGUCUGGGAGCCCUCGGUCUGUGGCUGGUCGAGGUGAUCAUCAAUACUGAGUGGCUUGUUAUCACUGUGAUCAGGAGCCCAGUCGGUGGUGUUAUUGUUCCUGACCUGUCCUGCAGUAUUGCUAACCAGGACUUUGUGCUGUCUCUGAUCUAUGUGAUGAUUCUGCUGCUAGCUGUGGUGCUGAUACCUGUUCCCUCACUGACACACAAACGCAAGCAGUGGCACAGAGAUGGUGCUUUCAUCCUGGCCACAGGGAUCUUCACCUUGGCUAUAUGGGUAGCUUGGAUUGUCAUGUACAUCCAUGGAAACAGAGUGGCCGGGAACCCAAGCUGGGACGACCCUACUUUGGCUGUAGCUGUGGUGUCAAAUGCAUGGGUGUUUCUCUUCCUCUACACCAUCCCAGAAAUCUGCUUCCUGACCCAGGAGGACCCAGACCAGGAGCAGCCACAUGAUGGAGAUCAUGUGUAUCCCGCCAGGAGCCUGGUUUAUGAUAACAUCCUCAAGGAGCCGGAGGCACCACACCACAACUUGUACCUGGAGAAUAAGGCCUUCUCUAUGGACGAGCCUGCGACAGCACCCACAAAGCCAGUGUCUCCAUACGGUGCUUAUAAUGGUCAGGUCCGGAGUUGCGUGUACCAGCCCACUGAAAUAGCCCUGAUUGCCAAAGGUCUGAAAAAGCUGGACCAAGACAUGAUGAUCCCUCGAGCCAGAGCUCCGUCUUUGAAUCCAGGAAGUAGCAGCUCCCUGCCUCGUUCAGCCGAGUCCUCACCUUCUUAAGGACUGUGCCACCGCUACAACGCGAGUCGAGAAUCACCUCCACACUCACUUCUUACAGCCAUGAAAUAAAGCUCCACCAGGGUUUUGUUCAACCCUCAGAGUUCCUCGUAUAGACGAGGAAGUGUCAUAAUUUUGAAAGGUUGUGCCUUAGCUCCUAUUGUAUCUAAAUCCUCACUUUAUUCCUCUCAGCUAGUGUCCUAAAGGUUUUAUGUUCAACUAUAAACAGCUUUGCUCACAAAAAAAAAAAAAAAAAAACAGUCAAUAAUCCAAGACAAAGCAUUGCAUGUGUGCAUCUCUAUGGGGAAUCAUUCACUUUAACUUCUGGCUAAAAGAAAAACCAAAAACAUUUUUUGUUUUUUACAUUUCACCAAAAUCUAAAUGUCAUAGUGUAUGUCACAAUGUAUGAACCCAAUCUGUUGUAGGUUGAUGGUGGAGAAACAGCUGAUAGGGAUUAGGUACAGGAAGUUUAAUGGUGAACAACUGAACCGCUACAUGUUAGCUUUUAUUCACAAACAAUACGAUUUUCUUAUCAUAAAUCUGCUGACUCUAAUUUCUUGUAAAACAGACUUUGUUCACUUUUAAAAUUAUGUUGUAAUUCAGACUUCCUCUAAAAGUCAUAUGAUUUUGUAGUGUCUUCUAAAAAUGUCAUUUCAUGUAAAGGUAUACAUUUUAACUUAUUAAACACGUAAAAGUUACUUAAGUCCUUGUUGGCUGUUGUUUUUUCGGAUUGUCACAGAGAAGAGACAGAUGUGGCAUAAUGCAAGAGGAAGUUUCACAAAGAAUCACCGUGUGUACUACCCAGAGAACACAUUUACAUAUGCUGGCUUGAUAAAAUUGAACUGUUUUACCGGAGGCACCUGUGCACAGAUUGGCUCCCAUGCUGUUGUGUACAGGAUUACACUGCUAAACAUAGCUUUGGGUGGCACUCAGAGUGGUGAAUGUGACACCGUUACAUCACCCAAACAGUAAAAUCCGACAAUAAAUCCAUCACAAAUCUUUCAUUUCUAGUUUGAAUUUAGGACUACCACACUCUUACAGCCCAUUGAGUGGA